UGCGCAUUCGAGGGGUGUGUUUUAAAGAGGGGUGACAGACGUGCGCUCGUAUUUUGUGCUGAUUCCUAACAGGGUAGUAAUGUCAAGAGUGUCAAUUAAUCCAUCACAAAAUCUGCUGUUGUCGAUGGUGCCCAAGCACGAAUACUUGCUUUACGAAAUAGAAUCUACUGAUACUGAUAGCAUAGGUCUCGUUUUUAGAGCGAUUUACGAUGGCCACGAACAUCAAAAGUUCAUGGAGAAGUUGGAUGAUCGUAUUAAGGCUCAUGACAAGGACAUCGAAAGGAUGUGCAAUCAUCACUAUCAGGGAUUUAUCGACUCCAUCCGGGAGCUUCUGCAAGUUCGCUCGCAAGCGCAGCAACUUAAUGCUGAAAUAUUAGAGCUUGAUAAACGCAUCACUGCUACGUCGAGCAAAGUGAUCGAGAAGGGCGAGGAGCUUGUAAAAGCUCGUAAAGUUGAGAGCAACAUGGCUGCUGCUGUAGACAGUCUCACUAUGUGCCUUCCUGUCUUAGCUGCAUAUGCAAAGUUACAGAAGCAGUUAAAGGAUAAGCGUUAUUAUCCAGCCUUAAAAACGCUAGAGCAAUUGGAACAUCAUGAUUUGCCAAAGGUUACCAACUAUAGGUUUUCCUCUCAAAUCACACAGCAAAUUCCACAAUUGCGAGAGAACAUCAAAGAUGCCUCCAUGUCUGAUUUAAGAGACUUUUUAGAGAAUAUCAGAAAAUAUUCUCCAAAGAUCGGCGAGGUUGCAAUGAGGCAUACUGCUGAGCAGUUAGCCACCGAAGCAGAGAUUAUCGGGAGGAAGAAGAGAAGGUCCCACACGAACAAUCAGUCGAGUGAGGGCGAGGAGGAACUGAGUGCUCAAGAUUUAAUGGACUUCAGUCCGGUUUAUCGAUGUAUGCAUAUCUAUACCGUGCUUCGGGAGGGAGAGACUUUCAAGACCUAUUACAGGCAACAGAGGAAGCAACAAGCCAGGCUAGUUUUGCAGCCGCCCAUCAACAUGCACGAGAGUAUCAUCGGGUAUCAAACUUACUUGCAUGGUAUUAUCGGUUUCUUUGUGGUAGAGGAUCAUAUACUGAAUACCGGUAACGGACUAGCUACUCGUGCGUAUCUGGACGAGUUGUGGACUACGUCGCUGUCUACUAUAGUCAAUGCUUUGCGCACACAUUCGGCAUACUGUACAGAUGCAACGCUCAUACUAAAAAUAAAAAAUCUUAUCAUGUUAUUCAAUACUACGCUAAGGAAUUACGGCUACUCUGUAGGGCAGCUUUGGGACUUGUUACAAGAAAUUCGCGUGCAUUACAACGAAGUGCUGAUGCAACAUUGGGUUCAAGUAUUUAGAGACAUUUUAGACGAGGACAGUUUCCUGCCGAUUCAGGUCACAACGCAGACAGAGUACGACGAAGUUCUUAAUCUGUUUCCUUAUCACGAUGAGGAAUUGCAGAGAGCGGAGUUCCCGAAAAAGUUUCCGUUUUCGGACAUGGUUCCAAAGGUCUAUCAGCAAGUAAAAGAAUUUAUUUACGCGUGUUUGAAAUUCUCCGAGGACUUGAACUUCACACAGGCGGAGAUUGACGAGAUGAUAUGCAAAUCAACGAAUCUUCUAUUAACGAGAACCUUUAGUGGAUGCUUGUCGUCGCUGUUUCGUAAACCAUCAUUAGCUCUUUUGCAAGUAGUACAAAUUAUAAUAAACACGGGUUAUCUCGAAAAAUCGACAAAAUAUUUAGAAGAAUUUGUCACCAAUAUUACAGGCACUCCGCAUCAAGGGCAACUAAGCUGUGUAGGCGUUGAAUCGGCAAUGUUUCGCGUUGCGCGGGACGACGCUGAGAAACAGAUUUGUGACAAACUGAAAAAUAAGCUGGAUGAAUUUUUGGAGUUGGAGAACUACGAUUGGAACUUGGCCGAGCCUCAAGGACAUGCAUCGGGAUUUAUCACGGAUCUCAUAGCGUUCUUACAGAGCACAUUCACAUGUUUCACCAAUUUACCGGACGAGGUAGCUCAAGUGGCGUGCAAAUCCGCGUGUUCUCACAUUGCUAAAUCCAUAUUGGGGAUAUUAAUUAGUGAAGACGUCAAACAGAUAUCUAUGGGCGCACUGCAGCAAGUUAAUUUAGAUACGAUACAGUGCGAGCAAUUCGCUGCUUCCGAGCCGGUAAUCGGUCUACCGGAAGGCACGUUGUUGCAAUAUUUCUCGCAGCUGCGACAGCUAUUGGAUUUAUUUAUGAGCUGGGACUGGCCUACCUAUUUUCACGAUUACGGUCAUGAUUCCAGUAAAUAUAACUUGGUGACUCCUAACAUGGCUGUGCUUUUGCUGGAGAAAUUGAAAGAAUCCGACAAGAAAACAGUGUUCGCUGUGUUAAAGAAAAGUGAAAGGGAUAAGAAGAAACUGCUCGAGACUGUGCUAAAGCAGCUGCGGCAACUGGCGCAGACCACCCAACAGCAGUAAAAGUUGCAAUGAAUAAUGUAAUAUACGUAUUUCAAAACAUUAUGUAAAUGUAUAAUACUUUUUUUUAUAUAUACACAUAUACACACGAGUGUUAUGUAGGAAAGUUUAACGCUCUCUCGCUCUUUCUCUUCGCAACGAAUAUUUAUUAGAAAAUUUAUUUUACUUGUUGCCUAUUUGACGUACAUUAUAUAUUUCCAUAGAUAUUCUUUGGUCAAUUAUUUAACGGAUAUAAUGUGUGAAUUUCGUAUAUACUUGUACGUGCGCAGGGAUUACCACGGGGAAGAAUAGGCGGUAAAAAGUGCAACGUGCAAUAUUUGUGUUCCCAUGUACUUAUUAUUUUAAUCGUUUCUUUCUAUAUAUUGGCAUUGUUAUAUUACAUGUAAAUGAGUCACAUAUUGUACAAUUACUGUACAGCUGAUCGAGUAUGAUGUAUAAAGUUCCAAUUCCUAGAUCAUACUUUGCAGAGUGUUAAUUAUAUCCUCGGAAACAUGGAUACGUGAAUGCGAUUGUAUCCUCUGUAAUUUGCGUAUUCUGCGGUUUUGCAAUUUUCACAUUAUAUCGAAACGAGAUGCAAAGUAAAUAUAUAUGUAUGUAUAUAUAUAUAAUAUAUAUAGUGUGUGUAAAUAGUUAUACAGAGAAUAUCUUAAAAUAGAGAUUAAAUACAAAUCAACAG
This is a messenger RNA of Ooceraea biroi (clonal raider ant), 3107 nucleotides long. RefSeq names its product exocyst complex component Sec15 (gene Sec15). Gene Ontology annotation, cellular component: exocyst; membrane. Gene Ontology annotation, biological process: exocytosis; intracellular protein transport; Golgi to plasma membrane transport. The record is from RefSeq and is a predicted model, not a curated record. NCBI's taxonomy places the organism in Eukaryota, Metazoa, Arthropoda, Insecta, Hymenoptera, Formicidae.